CACAAAUUCAAUCAUUUAAUAUUUGUUCGCGGCGUGUGAUUGUAUUAAAAAUAUGAAGAAGGUAUAUCUCGCCGCUAUAACUGGAAAUCUCGGUAUGCUGUCGGUCGGCCAAUUUAUCGGUUGGGGAUCGCCAUCCUUGCCUUUACUGAUAAAUGGUGGUGAUGUUGACUAUUCCGUACGUUUGAACCUCGAAGAAGCCUCUUGGGUGGUAGCCUUACUUUCUUUGGGUGCCGCCACGGGUUGCGUUAUUUCUGCAUUGAUGGUGAAUGUCAUCGGCAGGAAGAACACCAUGCUAUUUACAGCUGUGCCCUCGAUAAUCGGCUGGUUGAUGAUAGUCUUCGCAACAUCAACGUGGGAGCUAUACAUAUCGAGGUUUACAUCCGGACUGGGAAUGGGCAUCGCUUAUACAGUCACGCCGAUGUAUUUGGGCGAAAUAUCGCCGGCAGAUAUCCGCGGUAAUUUAGGAUCCAUGCUGACGGUUGCUGUGAAACUCGGCACUUCGAUCGAGUUCAUAAUAGGCCCGUUUCUUUCGGUGAGAAAUCUCGCCCUCGUCUCUUUGGCGGUCCCGUGCUUGUUUGUGGUAGCUUUUGUCUGGCUACCGGAAUCCCCGUACCACUUGAUGCGCUGCGACAACAAACAGAAAGCUAUAAACUCUCUUGUUCAAUUGAGAGGCAAAAAGGACGUUUACAAAGAAGCGGACAGUAUCGAGCAAUCCGUAAAGACUGAUUUGGCUAAUGAAGCUGGUUUCCGUGAGCUCCUAUUUGUGCCAGGAAAUCGCAGAGCCUUAAUAACGUUAGUGUGUCUGGGCAUGACUCAACAGUUGAGCGGCUCGCAAGCCGUGUUGCAGUAUGCUCAAAUGAUUUUCGAUCAGGCAAACGGUAAUCUGGAAGGCAAGUACUUGACUAUGAUACUGGGCGCCGUGCAGAUAGUCUGCUCGAUCGUCUGCAUGACGAUCACCGAUUGCAGCGGCAGGAAGUCAUUGCUGACGAUCUCCGCUGUCGGUUCGGCCUGCUCCACCGCCAUGGUCGCGACGUACUUUAAUCUUCGAUAUAAUCACGUGGAUACCAGCAAAAUCGUGUGGUUGCCCGCCACCGGCGUGAUUCUGUACGUGGUCAUGUACGCCCUGGGCCUGGCGGCGUUACCGUUCACCAUGGCCGGCGAAUUGUUCCCCACGAACGUGAAGGCCCUCGGCAAUAUGAUAGGCAUAACGACGACGCAUGUCACGGCCUUUGUCGUGACGAAAUUGUACCCAGUCAUAAGCGAGGGUGCCGGUGUGCACUCGCCAUUCUGGAUAUUCACCGCAUGCAGUCUCGCCGGUGCUUUAUUCACGCUUCUUUAUGUACCUGAGACCAAAGGCAGGACACUGGAGCAGAUACAGGAGAAAUUGCACGGUUUGUCGAAACAGGGAGGAGUCGAGAAUGGGGUAUCUCCGCAUGUCAAUCAUCCAUCGACGAAUAUUUGAAGAAUAUUUGCGAAUUCUAAUAGUUGGAUAAAUAAAAAAAGACUCGCGAUAUAAUGAAAAUAAUAAGUAACAAGUACAAAGGAGCCUUGAAGAAUUUAACGCGGAAGUUUUUAUCUAAGACUACUAUGACACUGCCCUUAUCAGCUCUGGUAAAAAUAAUAUCUGCAUUGUUGCUGGAGGAAAUGUUUAAUGGAUACAUUAACUUGAAGAGUGUUGAGUUAAUAGAAUUAUUGUUAGAAAAAAUACCAACAAGCAUACAUAUUGUUUGGUUAGGCACGAUAGCAUUUUAUCAAAUGUAUAUCCCUUAU
Temnothorax curvispinosus is the source of this 1770-nucleotide messenger RNA. Its product is annotated as facilitated trehalose transporter Tret1-like. Bases 53 to 1462 code for a protein of 469 amino acids. NCBI's taxonomy places the organism in Eukaryota, Metazoa, Arthropoda, Insecta, Hymenoptera, Formicidae. Gene Ontology annotation, biological process: carbohydrate transport; transmembrane transport. The transcript is spliced from 4 exons. Gene Ontology annotation, molecular function: sugar transmembrane transporter activity. Gene Ontology annotation, cellular component: membrane. The record is from RefSeq and is a predicted model, not a curated record.